Phytophthora nicotianae INRA-310 is the source of this 1770-nucleotide messenger RNA. RefSeq lists its product as hypothetical. Bases 77 to 1582 code for a protein of 501 amino acids. The record is from RefSeq and is a predicted model, not a curated record. Gene Ontology annotation, molecular function: protein binding. NCBI's taxonomy places the organism in Eukaryota, Oomycota, Peronosporomycetes, Peronosporales, Peronosporaceae. The transcript has a single exon.
CGAGCAACAUUUUUUUGCUUUUGACACGUAUAUCCGCUUGAAGAGGAUCUUCAUAGAACACAAGUUCGUGAGAAUUAUGGGUGUGGUUUCGGUGCACGGCGACUCGGACUGGAAUGCGCAGAUGCAGCGCGCGGGCGGCAAGCUGGUGGUGGUUGACUUCUCGGCCGUCUGGUGCGGCCCGUGCCAGCACAUCAAGCCCGUGUACCAUCAGCUGAGCGACCAGUAUCAUGACGUGGUGUUUCUCGAAGUGGAUGAGGCGCAGAACCGCUCGCUCAUCGGCGCUCUGGGCGUGCGCGGGUUCCCCACCUUCCACUUCUACGUGAACCAAAGCAAGGUGGACGAACUCGUAGGCGCCGACCCGAACCAGCUUCGCGCCAAGAUCGAGCAGUGGCGUCAGUCGGCUUUCAACCCUUUCGCGUCUCCCGGUGUGACACUUGGUGCCAGCUCCGGCAGCUCAGCCAAGCCCCUGUCAGCUGCCGAGGCUCGUGAGGCCAGACUUAAGCGAUUCAACAACGUGAGCCUGGUGCCCAACGUUCCGACGCCGGCUCCUGCCGCUCCGGCUGCUGCCGCACCGGCGGUACCGGACUCCAACGUGGUGUGCGACCCUGUUACCGGUGUGUGUCGUUCUAAGGACGACGAUGUGGAGAUGAAGGAAGAAAGCGGUGAAAUGGGGCCUCCGCCUGUGAACGAGGAGCUGUUGACGCAGCUGAAGGAAAUGGGCUUUGACGAUCUUCGUUCCCGCAAGGCGCUGCUUGCAACGGAUAACCAGGGACUCGAGAUGGCUAUUAACUGGCUGGGUGAUCACCAGGACGAUGCGGAUAUUGAUGAGCCCAUCAAGUUUGUGGACUUGUCAAAGGCUGCACCGAAGCGUGAGUUGACUCCCGAUGAGAAGGCUGCCAAAGUGGAGGAGUUAAAGGCUCGGAUUGCCAAGAAACGUUCGGAGCGCGAGGAACAGGAGAAGCUGGAUCAACGUACCAAUGAAUUGAAGCGUCGUACCGAGGGACAGGGAAUGCAGGAGGCCCGUGAAGAGAUUGAAGCCAUUCAGCGGAAGAUCGCGGCGGAGAAGAUGAAGAAGGACAAGGAAGACGCCAAGCGAGAGCGUGAGCGUCUGCGUAAGCAGCUUGAGAUGGACAAGCGUGAACGUCAAGCUCGUGGUGGACGAUUGGGUGGUCCUCCUAUCGACGUUGCACCCAUUGACGUGAGCUCGAAGAAGGAGGAGGAAGCGGAGAAGAAGAGUCCCGUCCUGACCCCCAAGGAGCAGAUCGUGAAGAACGUGGGCAUUCUCAAGAAAUACCGCGUUGGUAACGAUGGUCUCACGGCUCUCAAGACGCUCAACGUGUAUGUAAAGAACCUGAUCGAGAAGCCCGAAGAGGAGAAAUUCCGCAUCAUCAACCUAGAGAACGCGGCGUUCCGUAAGCGUGUUGCCAGCCUCGUCGGAGGUGUCGCUUUCCUCAAGAGCCUUGGCUACGAGAAGGAUGAAGCUGAUGGCAAUCUCAAGCUCUCGGUGGAAAACCGCGACAUGGAGUUGUUGCAAUACGCUCGCACUCAGCUUCAGGGCGCUAUUGCGGAGCUCUCCAACUGAGAGAUUAAAUAACAUCACGAUUAGAGCUCACUUGCUCUUUUCUCACCUGUUUUUGGCAUCAAUUUCAUUCAAAUAUUCUUUGAAAAACUCCAUCUUUAAAGCGAGAAAAAGCGACCAAACAAUCCCUUGCGUUGUUCGGUUGGCUUAUCUUCUUCAUCCGGCUUGGGCUUGACAACGAAUUCCCCAGU